Acaulospora morrowiae is the source of this 2008-nucleotide messenger RNA. NCBI's taxonomy places the organism in Eukaryota, Fungi, Glomeromycota, Glomeromycetes, Diversisporales, Acaulosporaceae. The record is from the annotation of a GenBank genome assembly.
UCGUGAGUUCAAUCAUCGCGUUAAAUCAAUAACAGCUUCGAUUUUUACCCCGGCUGAAAUAGAAUCAUUGAAAAAUGGGGGUAACGCUAAAGCUGCGCAAAUAUGGCUGGCGAAAUAUAGAUGGAUGGAGUUCCCUGAACCAAAUCCAGAUGAUGUGGAGUCUAUUAGAAAUUUCAUGCGCGCGAAAUAUAUCCAAAAGAAAUGGUUAGAUGCAUCGCUAUUACCUAAUCAACCCUCGAAGAUAACCAAUAAUGAGAAUUUGACGGCAAGAACCUUUGUGAUUAAUCCUCCUGUGUUUAGUCAUAGGUCAACCAAUUUCAGUGACAAUUCUUCAAAUAGUUCACUAAGUCGUCAUUCUAGCCUCGCGGAUGUUCAUUCAAUAUCUCCCGGCGAAAGACGAAAAUCUUCUGUCAGUGACAUCUCUUCAGAUUAUUCUUUUCAUAUGAAUAAUUUUGGUUCACUUAAGUCCGAAAACAAUUUGAAAAAUUCGUCGAAUGAUAACACUCUUAUUAACAUCCCAACAUUGCCAAAGCCAAGUUCCAACCCUUUCACUGCAAAUCAACCAUCAGAUAAUUUGAGUAGAUCUAACACAUAUCCCGAGUUGAAGCCCGGACGAAAUAACGAUAUUGAAGAUUUCUUUUCUUUAUUAAGUACCCCAUCAACACAAACGAUGCAACCAGUACAGUCUCCACAGUCACCCGUCUCAUGGAAUAAUGCAUAUCCACAACUUGGCGAACUAAAUAACACUCCGGUUACAACAGAUCAACGACAUAUUACUCAGCAAACUCAAACAUUUAUACAAAAUGGAGUUAAGCAGGAUAUAUCUCCACUAUCUAAUAAUCUUUUGACAUUACAGCCUCAACAACUUCAAAAGUCCACACAAAAUAAACAAUUUUCAGGAAUAACUAAUUUCGAAUUUUCUGGUGGUCUUAAUUCUCCUUCCCAAAUUGUUCAACAAAAGAUAGUCAAUGAAAAAGAAAGACGAGCAACAUAUCCCGGUCAAUCUAAUCAAUUCGCCACUCUGGAUGCAUCUAUUCCAUAUAACAAUAAUUUGUUAAACUUCACAUCGACACCUAAGAAUUUCGAUAAAGUGGCCGACAACGCUCAACAGACCACUGCUACUUCAAAGAUAUUAAAUCCUUUUGGCCAAGUUGGUCAGGGCUCAAUGAGUUCUAUCUCGAGUGUUCUGGAACCCACUAAUGCAUCCUCUUCACAACAAUCAAGACCUGUAUCUUCCCCAGAUCCUUAUCAGGCGUUUCGAAAUUUGGAUUUAAAUGAUUCCGGAAUCUCAUUGACUUCAUUAACUGGGAGUUCAACUCAUUCUCUUUCGCCUUCUUCUCCAGCGUCGCAAGAAAAACGUUCAGCAUCUGACAUUAAGGGCGUUUUUGGUGACUUUGUAACACCUCCGACGUCUGUGGAGAGUUUUAAUAAUUUCCCCACGCAAACGUCUGACUAUGACCUUUUCGGUGAUUUUCAAACAGCUUCGAACUAUAAUGUAUUCAAUUCACCUAGUUUAAAAAAAGAACUAAGUUUAUCGAGUCAAUCAAGUUUCUUCGAUACGCAACAAUCAAAUCUUGUCAACGAUUUUCCAAGGCAGUCUUCACAAAGAUCACGCUCUCAGACACUUGGUUCCCAUACUUCAUUCUCCAGUGAUGUGUUUUCUGAUAAUUUAUCUUCCCCAAAUUUAUUGUCAACUCAGAUGAACCCACAAUCUACAUACAGACGUAUGAGUGGCAUUCCAAACACACAGCAAAAAUUUGGAUUCACCAAUGGUAGUGCUAAUAGCCAUUUCGGAAGCAGUAGUAGUUCGCUAGGUAUUAUCAACGGUAACAUGACAUCAUCCGUGUCAACGGAUCCAUUCAAUCUGAGCUCUAAUAAUCCAUUUCCGCUUAUCUCACCAUCGUCGACUGCCUCGCAACCUCCAAAGGAGAUGGGUCACGCGAAAAAGAUUUCAUUUGACAGUGCUUUCAGUGAUUUAGACCCUUUAAAAAGUGGAGGACGUAUAUGA